AUGCCUAGACAAGAUGCGCCGGAUUAUGGGCCUUCCCUCUUGUCCAAAGGCUUUACCUUGAGGCCCUCACUGACACAUGGUAUUUCGACUCCCAUUGGAUUGACUUUCAGACUGUCCAGCGUGUAUGACAAUCAAAUGGAGGUAGUCAGAACGGUUUUCCUUUCUGAACAUGGCUUGGAUUCCUCUGGCGUGUCAGUAACCGUGCUUGCCCCAUAUCUCAAUGACUUCCCUAAGAAGAAGAAGAAGAAGAAGAAACUGGAGAGAAUGAAUAUCUACCUCAAUGACGCGAGAGGCAGAAAAUACAUUCCCCGCGAUCCUUCUCGACUUAAAGCCAGGGACGAUGCAAUGUGGAACGAGCAACAAUUGGGCCAAGGGCACUAUGCUGAAGGGGCCGACUUGGUAGAUCAAGUGACUGAUGCUAUUCGGAAAGAAGCAGAGAUAUGCGAUUGCAAUCAAGGUUUCCAGAUUGCCAAUUUGCUAGAUGGCGGGACGAGGCCCGGUAUGGGCACGCUUUUGAUUUCAAGAAUCAAAGAAGAGUUCCUCGAUCGAAUGAUGACCGCAUUCUAG
Molecule: messenger RNA, 567 nt
Organism: Aspergillus aculeatinus CBS 121060
Lineage: Eukaryota; Fungi; Ascomycota; Eurotiomycetes; Eurotiales; Aspergillaceae
Exons: 5
Coding region: 1-567 (188 amino acids)
Biological process (GO): microtubule cytoskeleton organization; mitotic cell cycle
Cellular component (GO): cytoplasm; microtubule
Molecular function (GO): GTP binding; structural constituent of cytoskeleton
Source: RefSeq, a predicted model, not a curated record